UGGUGGUGGUGUUAUGAACUGCAUGGUUGGUGUGGCGCGUCAGUAAUUUGGGAGGAGAACCUGUUUACACGGUUACGCACAGCCAGUGUGGAGAGCGCGCUGAACACGAGCCACUAACACCAGUGACAAACCUGACAGUGCGUCUGGCGCAAAACAGCACUCUACCUCAACUGACUCAACAGCGCGUGCAGUAGUCGCAGCUUGUGAAUUCGGACCUUCCGGAAUGAGUUUCAAACCGAGAAAUCGCUGCAAGUGACACUUGAGUGAAAGGAGAGGGGGGGAAUGGAUGGAAGGAUGGAUGGAUGCGCGCUUCUCUCUCAGCUGUGGAAACAGGAAGGUGCGCUGCGCUUUAAAAUGAGACUCGCGGCCAGCGGAACACACGUGUAAACUUUUCUUUAUGGAGUUUCAAAAUGACAUUGUCUAAUCUGAACCAGAGUCAUGACGCGCGCAAUCUGUCUCUUUCCGAGGUUUCUAACAGCAGCGGAAACGCGACGUGCGCCGGAACCGUGCUGGACGCGCAGGUCGUGGCGGUGGGAAUCUUCCUGGCUGUCUUCAUCCUGGCUGCGAUCGUCGGGAACAUUUUGGUCAUCCUGUCUGUCCUGUGCAACAGACACUUACAGACUGUGACCAACUUCUUCAUAGUCAACUUAGCCAUCGCGGAUUUGCUCCUGAGCGUCGUGGUGUUGCCGUUCUCCGCGUCUCUGGAGGUGUUUGGAUGUUGGGUGUUUGGACGCGUGUUUUGCAACAUCUGGGCUGCUGUGGACGUGCUGUGCUGCACCGCGUCCAUCCUCAGCCUGUGCGUCAUCUCCAUAGACCGAUACAUUGGAGUCAAGUACUGCCUCAAAUACCCCACGAUCAUGACCGAACGCAAAGCCGGGGUCAUCCUGGUGCUGGUCUGGGUCUCCUCGGUGGUCAUCUCGGUGGGGCCGCUUUUAGGCUGGAAGGAACCUCCGCCGUCGGAUGAGAGCAUCUGCAGCAUCACCGAGGAACCCGGUUACGCUCUGUUCUCCUCGCUGUUCUCCUUCUACCUCCCGCUCAUGGUCAUCCUCGUCAUGUACUUUCGGGUGUACGUCGUGGCCCGGAGGACCACCAAGAGCCUGGAAGCAGGAGUGAAGCGAGAAAGGAACAAAUCCAUGGAGGUGGUGCUGCGGAUCCACUGCCGGAGCUCUCCGGAGGACGCCGGCGCGGGGUCGAAAAGCAAGAACCACCCGCUGCGCAGCUCGCUCUCCGUGCGCCUCAUGAAGUUCUCCAGAGAGAAGAAAGCAGCCAAAACUCUGGCCAUCGUGGUCGGGAUGUUCAUCGUGUGUUGGCUGCCGUUUUUCUUCGUCUUGCCUUUAGGUUCUUUCUUCCCUGCUCUGAAACCUUCCGACGUGGUGUUUAAAGUCAUCUUCUGGUUGGGGUACUUCAACAGCUGCAUCAACCCAGUCAUCUACCCCUGCUCUAGUAAAGAAUUCCAGCGAGCUUUCACUCGCCUUCUUCGCUGCCAGUGCCAUCACCGACGACGCAGCUUACGCCGCUUCUACGACCAGCGCUGGCGUACAGCCCUCAGGGGGGCAGCCAGAGACUCACGGGGUGACUAUCAGCCCGGUUUCUCCUUCCAUGAUUCCUGCAGCAGCUCGAUCUUCUCAUGUCGGACCAAAGGCGGCUCCCUGAACCUGAAAAGCUGGAGCCUCUUCCCUCCCUUGCAGAAGUCUUCCUUCCAUCUGAAGGAGAAGAUGAACAACUUGUCUAACAAGAUCAAGAGCGGCGCAGGGAAGAGUUCAAUGCCCUCGUUGGAGAGGACCGAGAUCGAUACGGUGGCCAUGGGGAUCUACAGCGAGUGCAGCGAGCCAAGCGGGUAUCAGAUAUACGAUCUGACGGAAUGUUACGGCUUGAAGGAGACAGAUAUCUAAACAGAGGCGUUCUCGUUUUGCGAAUGUCUGGCAGCGAGUUGCUCAGAGACAGACACGUAAUAAAAAACGUCCCAAACGCUCACUCUUUUAAGAGAUACAAUUCAAGCCCAAGACAAGGAAAUGUGUUUUUUUUUGUUUGUUUGUUUUUUUUUUUUUUUUUGCUUCAAAGACGAGGACAGACAUUUAUUCUCACAGGGGUAAUUUAAGCAUUUGACUCUCAGUCGUGAACACAGAAGCUGCGGAUGUUUGUUAUUUUCCCCUGUAAAGUACAACUACUGCUUUACUCCAUACACAAGUGCCGUCAGUUGGCAUACAAACAGACUCUGCACUCUGUAAAUCCAUGUGGCCUUUCUGUAGAAUCCUUUAAAGUCACCCAAAACUUUGCCUAUAUUGAAUUAUAAAAACUGGUCAUUAGGGACACCUGUACCUUUACCCUCAUCCAAAAAUAAAGAAAUCAAGAUUAUAUCAAGAAUCCUGAGCAAGAACUCGAGAUUAUAUUAAUAUGUAAAACACUCUGAUAUGCUAUUAUAGGGGAUAAUUCAACGAUAAGGUGAUAUGGUUCAUCACUUCGUCGUAAAAUAGUUUGUUUUCCUGUAACAGCACAUCCCCAGGAAAGAGUUUUAUUCCUCUUCUACAGCAGCAAUUUUCCAAUGAUUCCAUUUUUUUUUUUUGUUAAUUAAUUAAAGAAUGAUGUUUUAUCCUUUUAUAGUUAUAUUUAAUGUCGUGGAACAUCCAUGAAACAGAGAAACCACAACGUCUAAAAGAACUCUGGGUUAAAAACAACCCAGAUCGGGUUAUUUUUAGCUCAGCGGCUGGGUAAAUAAUAGGACGGAACACGUUUUGGACUAAACUUAACCCGUCAAGUCGGGUUGUUCAUUUUGACCCAGCAGAUGGGUCGUUUUUCAACCCAAAGGAUGGUUUCAUUUUUACAAAAACGCUGGGUUCAUUUUAUUUCAUAAAUGGGUUAAUAUUUAAUGUUAAACUUUGAAAAUGUCAGAUUUUAUAAACCACAUUAUAAACAAUUUUUUUUUUUUUUAUUUAUACACAAGAAGGGGUUCAGAAAUGUAUCGUUAGAGCUGCUAAAGUGGUGUUUAUGUUUAUAUAUAUAUAUAUAUAUAUAUAUAUAUAUAUAUAUAUAGACUUUGAAGUAAAUGACUCGAAUAAGUCAUAUAUUUAAGACGAAAACGUCAGAUUUUGAUCAAACGAGACGUUUAAAAGUAACCGACUUACGAUCCAGUGGGCGUUACAAACAAGUACGCCAAAGCUAACGAAGAUAGCGGUGAAUUUAAUGUUAUGUAGACUGUUAUCGCACAAUUUAGCUUUUUCUAGUGUACAGUAAUAGCUUUAUGGAUAAAUAUAUUGAUACGAAUAUAUUGGUUUCUCCAAUUAAAUGACCCGAAAGGCUCAACCCAGUGUUUGGGUGUAAAAAAUAACCCAGCAUUUUUUUUUUUUUUUUUUAGAGUACAAACUUCAAGUGUGUCAGAAAAAAAAAAAAAAUACAAAGCUCUGUCACUGGAGACUCCUUCCAAAAUUGCUUCCAGUCAAUGGCUGUAAGACACAAUGGAACUUAGGACACCGAAUUUCACAAUUCUGUGAAAUUGUGUCUUCCGUUUGUUUGGUUCUCGGUCGAGAUGGAGAAGAGAUUGGCUAAAAGUUACUUACGAUAAAAUGUUUUGGUUGAAAUACAGUACGUUUCGGUCUUUGAUUAGCCGUCUUUUUGUCUUCGUAGGGAACAAAAUUGCUCGUUGCUAAAUGAACGCACAUAAUGCAUCCAUCAAUGCGAGAAGGAAGGUCGUGCAUGUGAGCGCCCUCUAACCACUAAAACCACGUCGAUUAGCAGCCAAAACAAAAGCCUAAAGAUUUUCAGCUCCACAGCUUUCCGAAAGCCACCGCAGUGACAUGUUUACAUUUGGAGCAGGAAAAUGUACACAUUUUCUAUAGUUUAGGGUGACUUUAAAACGACGGUCACGUAUCAGAAUACCACUAAAGAGCUCGUUCGUAACAUCGGAGCUCGGAUCCAUCCUCUGAAACUAAAGACCUAAAGACAGGGAGCUACUUAUAACUGUGAGACAUCUGAGGAACCGGGAAACCCGUGGUACCGCUUGCUAUUUAUGUACUGACUUGCCAAGACGCACUGUGGCGUUUCCAUACGGUAUGUAGAGUGCUCGUGGUUUAACCGAAACAGGUUAUUAUUAUUAUUAUUAUUAUUUAAAUUGAACACAACACACUACUUCUAUACACGGAUUUUGACUAUAUGUUGAUAUUGGUUUGAAAUGGAACGCUUGAUCCUUGAAACCAGGCGACGAGCACAUAACAAAAAGUUUUCGUUUUAAUUCUUGAAUCAUGUUCUGAAUUCAUUCGUAUUUGCGGAUGUGAUGUCCAUCCAUGUCUGAUGUAACAUAAACAAUAAAUCGAAUAGA
Molecule: messenger RNA, 4312 nt
Organism: Ictalurus punctatus (channel catfish)
Lineage: Eukaryota; Metazoa; Chordata; Actinopteri; Siluriformes; Ictaluridae
Gene: adra1d
Product: adrenoceptor alpha 1D
Exons: 2
Coding region: 411-1892 (493 amino acids)
Biological process (GO): positive regulation of cytosolic calcium ion concentration; adenylate cyclase-activating adrenergic receptor signaling pathway; cell-cell signaling
Cellular component (GO): membrane
Molecular function (GO): alpha1-adrenergic receptor activity
Source: RefSeq, a predicted model, not a curated record